Labrus mixtus (cuckoo wrasse) is the source of this 3050-nucleotide messenger RNA. Its product is annotated as ubiquitin-conjugating enzyme E2 H-like. Bases 231 to 782 code for a protein of 183 amino acids. The transcript has 7 exons. Gene Ontology annotation, molecular function: ubiquitin conjugating enzyme activity. The record is from RefSeq and is a predicted model, not a curated record. Gene Ontology annotation, biological process: protein polyubiquitination; ubiquitin-dependent protein catabolic process. Gene Ontology annotation, cellular component: nucleus. NCBI's taxonomy places the organism in Eukaryota, Metazoa, Chordata, Actinopteri, Labriformes, Labridae.
GCUGGAGGUUGAUGUCACUUGCAGCAGAGUCUUCAGGACAGGACUGAGCUGGUCAGAGAGAAAACACACUGAAGGGCGAUGUUUCAGCUAACAACAGCUUGUUUAUGGACGCUGUGGAAAGCCUGUUGUUGUUGAUACAAGUCCACUGAGCUUGUAGCUGGAAAAGGUUGAAGGCAGCCUCAUCGCCGCAGUAUUUUUUAGAUCACUUCUGAAAGGAAUAACACAGAAAAAUGUCGUCUCCAAGUCCGGGCAAGAGGCGAAUGGAUACCGACGUGGUGAAACUCAUCGAGAGCAAACACGAGGUCACCAUCCUCAGCGGACUCAAUGAGUUUGUGGUGAAGUUCCACGGACCACCGGGAUCGGCAUAUGAAGGAGGCGUGUGGAAGGUCCGAGUAGACCUACCAGAUAAAUAUCCCUUUAAAUCCCCGUCUAUAGGGUUCAUGAAUAAAAUCUUUCAUCCCAACAUCGACGAAGCGUCAGGAACUGUGUGUUUAGAUGUCAUCAACCAGACGUGGACGGCGCUCUACGACCUCACCAACAUCUUCGAGUCGUUCCUCCCCCAGCUGCUCGCCUACCCCAACCCCAUCGACCCUCUGAAUGGAGACGCGGCGGCGAUGUACCUGCACAGACCGGAGGACUACAAGCACAAGAUCAAAGAGUACAUCCAGAGGUACGCCACGGAGGAGGCUCUAAAGGAGCAGGAGUUGGCAGGCGGUGACUCCUCUUCAGAGAGCUCCAUGUCGGACUUUUCCGAGGACGAGGCUCAGGACAUGGAGUUGUAGUGAAAGGGGGGGAGACGACGCCCCCUUUCACCUCACAACAGACUAUAUCAUGUCCCAAAGAGCAGGAGCAGCUCACUACUAUAUUCAUAUGAAAAGACAAUUUUUUACAGCGACAUGAGGAUUUUUAUCUCUACACGAGGAUCUGCAGAAUAUAAAACCCUUAGAUAGGAGUUCAUGACCACCUGCCCUUCACCCUCCUCUUCACCUCCUACAGAAGCCUGUUUGGAUCAGAAAGGAGUGCGUCAUUCAUUCUCAUGGUCUGAAGAGGUUUUUAUCAUGGCUUUCACACUGUCAUCCAAUCACAGCUGUUUACACUCACUUUCCUAUUUGGAUCAACCAGCCACACCUCCUUCUCUCCCCAUUUUCAUUUCACAAUUUUCCUGCAUCCCCAGGCCAGCAGAGGACCGCAUGAUUACUAACACUGAUUCAAAAAAAAUGUGUGAAUUUCAAGUUAGAUUUUUUUUUUUGACACCGAGGAGCCGCUGUUACAAUCAUCACUUCCUCUCUUGAGUACCCAGAAGGCCACAGUGCGAUCAUGUGAUCAUCGUGGUGCACAGGCUGGACCGGACUAACCCUCCGUGCAAAAAAAACACGAUGACUCAUCUACACACACUAUUGAACAACUAGUGCAUCCGCCAUGAUCUCAGUUUGAGUGUGUGUGCAAGCAUGUGUGUGUGUGUGUGUGUGUGUGUGUGUGUGUGUGUGUGCAUGAAUGAAAUCCACAGAGAAUCAGAGUGUUUAGAUAACUUGUGUUGUAACCCUGAUGCCCAGAAAAAGAAGGUUCACAAUCCUUACCAUCCCCCCCCCCCCCCCCCCCCGUUCUAGGAAAGUCGUUGUCAUUCUCCGUGUAUCUUUGUAUAUUGUGGCAUGACACUGAAGUGAAGUUGUGUAGGUAAUGUGUAGACAUGUGGAGGAGGCCGGAUUGGGUUUUUUUUUUUUUUCCAGCAGUUAUCUCUCAGUUGAAUAUUGAACUUCUGAUCUCUGACUAUUGUUUGUGUUGAACUAUAACAUGUCUCUGACUUUGCUUAGGGAUAGUGACUUUAUUUUCUUAUUUUUGCAGGUUUGGUACGCCUGUCAUAACAUUUGAUUUUUUAUCCUUACAUAACUCGCUAGUUUUUACGGACUAACAGUCUUGUAAAAAAAAAAAGAAGAGGAGAAUGAAAAAUGUCUUUGUUGAAUCAAAUACUCCAAAGAAAUGUGGCAACCCCAUGAUCCCACUGCCCCCCCCCCCCCCCCCCCCCCUUCUUAUGCAAACGUGUCCAUUUAGAAAAUGAUUUAUGUUGGCAGACAAAAAGUGCUCUUUGUUUAAAAGCCAUUCGACGCUGGUUGCAUCUACUGUGUCACGCUGUUGAUGGCCUGUUUUCUAAAUGUCGGGACCAAUUUCUAACCGAUCUAUGAGCCUAGUUUCUUUUUUUAAAAAUAAAAACAUCGGGGGAAUCCUACUCAGUGUGGAUAUAAAGAUAAGACGUUUACACUGAGGUUAAAUAAAAAGUUAAGUUUAAGUCCAUCUUCGAGUAAUUCAAACUUAAAUUCAGGUUUCUUCUUCUCCGUUUGUCCUGUUUAGCCCUUUGUAAAGGUGUGUGUGCCUGUAAUGGAGGAGGUGUUACUGCAGCAGUGACAGUUUACUGUUAAAUUUCAUGACGUUGUGCCGCUCUGUGUUGAAGCUCGGGCGUGAUGCAUCUUGAAGAUAAAGUUGUGUUAUAUCUGAGAGGAAACCUUACCUUACUUAAUUGCCAACAAAAUGGGCUUUGUCUCCUUGUUUUGAAAAAGUCAUUCUAAUAGAAAAUGGAAGUAAAGAUCCCUUUAUAAUCCCUUUAUACUUCUUCCAUUAGGUGUUUGAAGAGGUUUUUUUUUUUCUUCAUUUGAGAGUUGGUAAAUGUAGUUUGUCACAGUUUUGACAUGGCAUGAAAACGUGUCAUUAUAUAGCGUAGCCUUGGUAACCAAAUCUAUGUUGGUGUAGGUCUUAGGACUACAUGAUGUCACAGUUAACAUAGUCAUUUCAGUAACAAACCACUGUCCAGCCUUGUUAAUUGUCCUGAUCUGAAAUCAUCAGUGUAUAAUGUAUUUUUAUUAUUAUUAUUAUUAUUAUUAUUGUAUUGAGACACAUAUAUUAGAUGGCUAUAAUUUGUUUGACUGUUUUUAUUUUUUGGUCUUUUUAGCCCUGUGGGAUAGAAGUCAAGAUAACCCUGAUUUUUUUAAAAGUGCAAAAAAUAAAUAAAUGUGCUUCCCUUGUAACUUGAAGAAAGAAAUAAACAAAAAAUAUACAAA